Molecule: messenger RNA, 1358 nt
Organism: Durusdinium trenchii
Lineage: Eukaryota; Dinophyceae; Suessiales; Symbiodiniaceae
Source: the annotation of a GenBank genome assembly
GGCUCAGCCGGAGACCACGUUGACCGGGGCGAGCCAUGGAGGUAGUGGUGGUGGCCGCCAGGCAUGGUUGUGGGACCAUGCUUCGCGAUGAGGCGCACGGCGGUGGGGAAGUUCGGUGGCUCCCUGGCAGGCACCAGUGCGGUGCAGCUGGGAGCACAGGUGAUCCAACAACUCCUGCAGGACACUGGUGGCAAGGUGAGCCAUGGCAUGGUGGAUGAGGUCAUCAUCGGACAGGUCUUGACGGCGGGCGUGGGGCAGAAUCCUGCACGGCAAAGCGCCUUGAAGGCCGGCCUCCCAGAGACCUGUCCCGCGCUCACGAUCAACAAGGUCUGUGGCAGCGGGUUGAAGGCAUUGCAUUUGGCCAUGCAAGCCAUUGUGGCAGGAGAUGCUGAAGUUGUGGUGGCGGGCGGCCAGGAGAGCAUGUCGGACAGCCCCCAUGUGCUCAACCGAAGUCGGGAUGGGCAACGCAUGGGCGACUGGAAGAUGACCGACACGAUGAUCGUGGAUGGCCUGUGGUGUGCCUUCAACAACUACCACAUGGGCAUGACUGCGGAGAACGUUGCGGCCAAGUUUGGUUUAGAUCGCGCCCAGCAGGACGCCUUUGCCGCGGAGAGCCAACGGAAGGCCGCCGAGGCGCAGAAGGCGGGCCGCUUCAAGGACCAGAUCGUGCCGAUGCAGACUGCCAAGAAAGGUAAGGUCUUGGAUCAAGAUGAAUACAUCAAAGCAGAUACCUCGCUGGCGCAGCUGCAGAAACUGAAGCCAGCCUUCAAGAAGGAGGGAACUGUCACUGCAGGCAACGCCUCCGGCCUCAAUGACGGCGCGGCGCUGUGCCUCUUGAUGUCGGCGGCCAAGGCACAACAGCUGGGUUUGGUGCCGCUGGUGCACGUGAGGGGCUUUGCCAGCGCCGGAGUGGAUCCGAAGAUUAUGGGUACGGGGCCCAUUCCCAGCAGCAAGAAAGUGCUCGAGAAGGUGGGCUGGUCCGUGAAGGACCUGGACAUUGUAGAGGCCAACGAAGCUUUCGCAGCCCAGGCCCUGGCGGUGAACCAGGAGAUGGGCUGGGACGCUGCCAAGGUGAAUGUCAACGGUGGUGCCAUCGCCAUCGGGCAUCCCAUCGGCGCAUCUGGCUGCCGCAUCGCCGUGGAUCUCAUCCAUGAGAUGAAGCGCCGGAACUUGCGCAAAGGACUUGCCACGCUGUGCAUUGGUGGCGGCCAAGGAGUGGCGAUGUGCUUUGAACGGCUUCCAAACAGCAAGCUGUGACACUUUUCUUCCGCCUAGAAGGAGGUCCAUUCCGCACGUGGAGCACGUGGAGACAUCGUUGGGGUUCAUUCGGGUUCAUCCGCCCAGAAGCUGGUGUUCAG